Moneuplotes crassus is the source of this 857-nucleotide messenger RNA. The record is from the annotation of a GenBank genome assembly. Lineage: Eukaryota; Ciliophora; Spirotrichea; Euplotida; Euplotidae.
AUGAGUUGGAACUACGUCAAGAAUAUCACCAAGAAACCUCGUGUUCUCUUCCCCAAAGGUGUGAUUGGCAAUAAUCAGCAAUUGGCUGAUUUUACCAACCACACUGAAGAGAGGAAGGGAGGUGUAACCACUGGCAGAGCUUGGAGAGCAAACGAACUCAGACUUAAGAGCAACUAUGACCUUCACAAGCUAUGGUACGUGCUGUUGAAAGAGAAGAACAGACUUCAUGGCGAUAGAUUACUCGCAUUACAGCUCAACCAACAGUUCGAGGUACACAAUAAUCUUAAGAAAAUCCGUUUGAGCAUGAAAAGGCUCCAAACAGUUGUUUCUGAAAGGAGAGAGCUCCGUGAUAAGUACAGAAAGUACCUCGAAGAACAGUACAUUCAGCAGAGAAAGAAUGAAGAACUUGAGGAAAAGCUCCAGGCGAGAGGAUUCGAUACCUCUAAAAUGGGUGAAAUAGUCUAUGACAAACACUAUGGUGCUAAAAAGCAUGCUGCUAAUUUCAGAGCAAAAAUGGCGGAAAUCGAAAAGGACUACCAAGAAAAGGUACAAAAACAGGAGGACUCAGACAAGCAGACUGUUCUAGACAAGGAUGAUAUGAAGUUGCUGACUAUUAAUGAGCAUAAUCUCUCUGAAAUGGAGACUAUCAAAAUGCACGUCAAAAACUUCUAUCACAUAGAAGACAAAGCUAAGAGGCAAAUUUAUGGCAAGAUUCAAAGCACAAAGGCAACGCAUGCCAGAGAAAUAUUCCUCAAGGAACUCAACCUUGUGGGAUGGCAGUUUAAAAAUAAGACCGCUAAUCCAGAUCCAAUGAAGGCAUCUCUAGAGGAGCUAAGUUAGUUUCAAUCGCUAGCAAC